Messenger RNA from Salvelinus sp. IW2-2015, 3453 nucleotides. The record is from RefSeq and is a predicted model, not a curated record. Lineage: Eukaryota; Metazoa; Chordata; Actinopteri; Salmoniformes; Salmonidae.
UGUGACAUCGGUGGUGUAGGUGUCAUGGAGGACAGGUAGUUUGGAUUCGAAUCAGGGUGUCUGUAUUGACCCCUCUAGCACUGAGAUGCAGUGCUUUAGACCGCUGCGCCACUCGGGCUCAAAAAACAAAAGCACAGAUGGACUCUUCACUUUUUCUUCAUUCACCACACGAUUCAUCCGAAGUGCAUCAAUCACUACUUCGCGGUCUUGUUUUAGUGGACAGAUUUUGGGCAGAGUGAACCCUCUCGCUUCGCGUCUUCCUCUCUGUCGCGAAUCAGCUGAUCAGGAACUCACCAAACUGUAGUAAACGUGACAGUACGAUGGGAAUUGGCUUUAUCAAAUCGAGUUUUGCCAUGUUUGUGAUGUUAAGAACAUCACGAACACACCCUGUAUUCUUCGCGUUUUGUAAUUCUGUCCUGCUCGAAGUCGACAACUAAUAGAUUCGUGGACAAAGGAAAACGGUGUCGAGCAUUGAGGUGCAGACCAGUGCAGGAAUGGAUCCUCUGGGAGCACGCUCUCAGUUUGUGGAGGUCCAGACUCUGUCCACCUGGGAGUGGCAGCCGGACCCUGAGGGAGAGAAGGAGUACAACGUCAGCCAGCAGGCCUUCCUAUCCCCCUUCCCCUACAGAGAGGACAUCAACAGGAAAAUAGUGCUCUAUAAUGGCGAUGUUGCCCUGCUGAACUGCACAGCGAUUGUCAACACGAGUAAUGAGACUCUGACGGACAAGAACCCUAUCUCAGAGAGCAUCCACACUUACGCUGGGCCUGAACUUCGAGACGAGAUGCUAAAACUGAAAGGAUGUCGGACAGGCGAGGCAAAGAUGACCAAAGGCUUUAACCUGGCGGCGCGCUUUAUCAUCCACACGGUGGGCCCCAAGUACAAAACCAAGUACAGGACGGCUGCUGAGAACUCUCUGUACAACUGCUAUAGGAACGUCAUGCAGCUCGCCAAAGAGCAGGCUAUGGCGUCUGUGGCCGUCUGUGUGGUCAGCACAACUAAGAGAGGAUACCCACUGGAGGACGCCACACACAUUGCCCUCAGAACGGUCCGCAGGUUUCUGGAGAAAUAUGGAGAGAGCAUAGAGACAGUGGUGUUCGCCGUGACAGACAUGGAUGAGCCCACAUACAGGAAACUGCUGCUUCUCUACUACCCUCGUUCUGAGGAAGAGGAGCGUGCCAGCCUGCCCCUAAUCCCGGCUGACAUCGGGAACUCAGAAGGCGAGCCUGUAGUCCCAGAGAGACAGAUCCGCAUCGCCGAGAAACCAGGCUGUCUGGAAGUUGACUCUGAGGCGGAGACUCUAGACUCAGACCUGGGCCAGGUGGGGACUCAUGCUUUUUCCCGGAUGGAGGGAGACGUGGACAAACAGCGCAAACUAAUCCUGCAGGGCCAGCUGUCUGAUGCAACCAUGCAGAAACAGCACCAGAGAAAUUAUAACCGCUGGUUAUGUCGAGCCAGAGCAGAGGACUUGUCUGACAUAGCAGCACUGAAAGCCUUAUAUCAAACUGGUGUUGACAUGUGUGGCAGGACAGUGAUGGUUCUUGUGGGCAGAAAUAUUCCUGUCACCCUAAUCGACAUGGAAAAGGCCCUGCUGUACUUCAUCCAUGUCAUGGACCACAUCACAGUGAAGGAGUAUGUGAUGGUUUACUUUCACACUCUGACCGGAGAACACAACCAUCUGGACUCUGAAUUCCUUAAGAAGCUUCAUGAGAUUGUAGACACCAAGUUUAAGAAUAACUUGAGUGCUUUCUACUUUGUACACCCCUCUUUUCGCUCCAAGGUGUCCACCUGGUUCUUCACUACGUUCAGUGUGUCAGGGAUGAAGCAGAAGGUCCAUCAUGUAGAGACCCUCCAGCAGCUGUUCACCUGUAUCCUGCCUGAACAGAUAGACAUCCCUCCCUUUGUCCUGGAGUACGAUGCACGGCAGUGUGAUGCAAUCAGAUGACAGACGGAUAGAAGGAUGGAUCUCUCUGUGACGGAGCCUGUGUGAACUCACCAACCUAUCCCAGGACACUCCGCUGGCCUAUCUUAAAAACCUGCCCUCCUGUGUGUGUGAGAGUGACAUCACUCAUGUUAUGUUUCAAAUUUUUUAUUUUUGCAAAACUUCACCGAAUGGUAGGUUUUGGAGGUUGUAUAUGUUCACAAGCAGUUAAAAUGUGAAUCUGUUUUUAGGUAAACGUACUGUAGUGUUUAAUGUGUUAAUGGCAGCUGUGUGUGUGUGUGCGUGCGUGUGCGUGUGUCACUUGAAACAAUGAAACCAUAAACACAGUUCUACUGCUUCUGUCAAAGAACAUUCAUUAAAUGCCAUAGAAGUUAAUUGUUGAACGGAUUAAGAGUGUUUGAUAAAAUAUUAAAUAUUAGCAUUCUUUUUUUUCCUCUUUUGAAAACACAGGCAGAUAGUUUGUUUCUGGAGUGUACUUAGCGCGGUACUGUGUGUAAGAAUGUUUUUUUUAAUGAAGAACCAAACGGUUCCUAUUUUUCUUUACAUUGAAUUUAUACCAUGGGAUGCUGCAUCUUCCAAUGCCCAUUAUCACAGUUAAAGUUAUACGUCAGAUGUUAGGAAUGCAAUAAUAGUGCAGCAUCCUAACUUUAAACAUAUUGUAUCUAGAAUUUAUUUUGCACAAAUCUCCUAGUGACGUCAAUGCAUAAUUUUGGAUUUCUGAAUACCAAAUGAACUAAUGAUUGUGUUCACCAUGCAGUCAGUUUCUUCAUAAGUAUGUUUAACUUUACCAUGCAGUCAGUUUCUUCAUAAGUAUGUUUAACUUUACCAUGCAGUCAGUUUCUUNUCAUAAGUAUGUUUAACUUUACCAUGCAGUCAGUUUCUUCAUAAGUAUGUUUAACUUUACCAUGCAGUCAGUUUCUUCAUAAGUAUGUUUAACUUGAUUUCUCCUUUCUCUAUUACAUUGUGAUUUUUUUCACUGUAUGCCAGCCUUGCUCUUCUGUCAAUUAACACACAAGCUUUCCUGAGACAUGUAAGUGAAUGUAAGUAUCAGCUAUAGUUAGUGUUGUUUUAGUGGUCUAUUAGAGAGAAGAUGUAAUCAGAGAUUUGAGCUGCAUCCCAAUACAUUCCGUGCCAUUUUAAUGAUGUAGAGUUUUUCAUUUUGAGGUAAAGACAUGAAAAUAAACAGUCGUACCAUUCUGAUUUAUGCUGACCUUGUGCUGUUUGAAAUGGUAUAUUCUGCUUACCGAUAUUGCGAGGGUGUGUGCGCUUUCGGGAAAUACACUUAUACAUUGUUUUUGUGAACUUUUAUUACCAGUUCCUUCUUAUCUCACCCUAACUUGUAAGCUCACUAACAAAUUACAUUAAUCACAACAAGGAAAAUUCAAAAGACUUUGCCAUGAUUGUUUUUUCAGUGUAGGAUUGUUGUUUAGUCUAAUCCAGUUUGAGAAUAUGUACAUGUAUGAACAUACUGUACUCUAAUAUAUGAAUUGUAAUGAUUAAAGUCCAUGUUGAA